CGUGGCAACUGCUAUGACAGCGUCAGCAUGGGUAGAAGACUGAAUCCCUCGCUCACAGCCCCUGCUCUUAUAGGCAUCCAGCGCACAUACUGUUCAGUAGACAGCAAGGGAAACACAGCCACUAGAGCAGAGUAACAAGAAAGGGGUGGUUAGGUUGCUAACAAUUUACAGAAAGAAAUCCACUGUCUGAAAUCAGUUGAAGUUGUUGCUUGUUUGAAUAGUUUCUUUUACCUUAAAAUUGAAAAGCGAGCUGAAACUGUUUCAAAUUUGCUAAGCCAAAGUUUGAGCCAAAGUUUGACAGUGUGAGUUAGUAUUUUAAAAAGGAGACUGUAUGGUAUAGUAUGUAUUUUAGUCUUUGGUGGAAUCAACAGGGGUUUGCAAAGCAAAAAGAGGGGAGAUUGAAUUGUACACAUGAAACCACGUCCCUCCUCAUCUGCUCAUCAUCUGACUCCCCUCUUCAACCUGACAUCAUCUCCCCAUCAGAAGAGGAGUGUAGAGGAGAGCAGUACUGUUCCAGCGCUGGCUCGUCAAGGCUGAGGAGGAGAAACUGACGACAGCGCGAACUUGGUCACUAGUGAGAUGCAACUCGGGGAGGGAACGCUCAACUGCCGUGGGGUAUGACAUCUGAUGAAAGAAUCCCUCGAAUUGGACAGCCUGGAAGACGAGCCAGCACUCUCCCUCAGAUCCCGUGCCCCCCCCACUGCCAAAGUAUGAAAGGAGACGACUUUUCCCUUAGUUGCCAGGGAUGUCUGUGCACUACGGAAAGGCGAAAAAUCACUCCAGUAUGUUCAAUGCUAUGUUCCUCCUGAUGCUCUGCAAGACGCUGAACCCGACUAGGUGUAGCUGGAGAGCCUGGAUGUGUUGUUCCAGACUGGUCUGAAAGGGAAACUGCAGACCUUUCCUGGAAAAAUGGUAAACACUGCCAUCUGUGAUGAAGAAAGAGGAAUUCAAGACAAGGAAGGUACAGAGGAGUCCAUUCUGGCCAUGCUUGGGAUCAUCGGCACCAUUCUCAACAUGGUAGUCAUCAUCUUUGUCUACAUCUACACCACUCUGUGACUGUGAUAAAAAUCAACUAUUUUGCAUUGAACAGGCCUAUUGGGCCUACUGGAUGCAGCCAUGUUGUUUGGCUGGGAGUUGAGACUGUGCCAAGAUGGCACUGUGUCGUCGAUCGACUUUCCCAACUAUCAAAGGGAUCUAAGGCUGUGUGAUUACCGCAUUAAAUGUAACCUACAGCAGCGUCAUAGAGCGGCGCUGAAACUAUGUCUAUGGGAGACUGGCCCGUUCUUAUGGGGCCUUUGUCCGGUGGUGUCAGUAUCAUACCUACUCUCUGAUGCUACUUUGACCUUUUAACCUGUAAAUAUGCAUGAGGCUAGCAAGAGCUACGCUCUCAAGAUCCAGCUUUCUUUCACGGGUGCCAAGCUGAGGAGAAAGUAAAGAGACUGCAAUCUGGUGUAAAAGGAGCUUAAAGCACUGCAGCAGUCUUUUGAAAAAGCCUGAUAAACAUUGUGAUAUUAAAAGGGAUGAUACAGCAUACCCAGAGAAUGGACAGAUGACAUUCUGGAGAAAAGGCAUUGUUAGUGCGAUCCGGAAUUCUUUGUACGUCCAUACCUUAAACCCCAACCCUAACCUUAACCCCCACCCUUACACUUACCUUAUUCAUACCCCUUACCUAACCCUAACCUUAACACUUGACCAUUUUACAUUUCAACUUCAACGAGGUAGGGACGUCCCAAGGAUCUCAGAUUGCAAUGACCAAAAAGGUAUGUACAGUAUGACUAAACGGAUCAUUUAGCCAAAACUGUUUUUACACGAGUACUAUCAUAUUGUAAAAAAAAAAGUUUUUACAGAAAAAUACUUUGAACUGAGUGUGUUUAGUGGGUAGGCAGUAGCAAUGUGUAAGUCAACCUGAGUUUAUGCUAUUUAUUGUCGUGUUCUGAUUUCUAUUUUCAGGAAAAAAUAUUUUGAACCAUGUUACUUUACAUAAUUUGUUUACUGUAAGUACAGUGAUAGAAAAGGAGACAACCAGUUUUGGAAAUAUCUCUAUUUUGGUAGUAGCAAAAUGAGGAGGAAAUGUUCCAUUUGUAAGAGUUCUUGUUAGUGUUGUUGAGAUGCAUUUUUUCAUGAGUAUCAAGAAACCAAGUGAAUGAAAUGAUGUUAAGUUUUGCUUUCUGGAGGUAGGUAGGUAUUUGGUGAAGUACGGCAUAGCAUCAAAUAUGAUCACAAACAGGUGAUCUUCAUAAGACAUGAGAGUGUCAAAAUUUGCAUUUCAAAUGGUGAUAUGGGAAAUAAUAUUAUUACAGUGUAAUCAAUCACUUUAUCUAAAUGUAUAAAGCUUUUACUGAGCUUCUGCGCUUCGAUUGAAUAGACUACGUUUUGUGUUGUCCCCUCCUUCAGGACUGUGUCAAGUAAGUAAUCAAAGGUAAACUUCUGCAUAUUGAUUGUGUUGCCUUGAGAUUAUAUGUACAGUGAAUUUAAAAGCACAAUUUAGAAAUGACUAUUCACAGUAUGUAUGAAUGUAUGGGCAAAUGUGUGUAAAGUAUGUAUGCUGCAGCCUAUAACCUCUUGUGAAUUUAAGAAAGUGCCUAAAUUCAAGUUCAGUAUCUCAAUCCCAUCGUUCAGAUCUCAAAGCAGAAGACGACAACAUACAAGGGGAUCUAUCGGCAAGACACCACACAGAGCAAGUCUGUGAAAGUGCUUCAUGGCUGUUUAACCUGCCCUAAUGGCUAUCUACAGUACAACAUCUCUAGAACGCUGGUAACUAAUUACAGAUAGUCCUUGCUCAAUGUAUUAUGAUACCCUCCAUCAUCUUUAUAUCUACUCUUGAUUUCCAUUAGGAGCAAUUAUUAAAUGUUCAAAAUUAGUCCCAAAGGUGACGUGUUCCUAUUCCAUUUACUCCAGAAUUGGCAGACUUGAAUGGGAACAGUAGUGGAGUAAGUACAUGGACAGUGUUGAGAAUGUACACCACCAUUCAAAAGUUUGGGGUCAAUUAGAAAUGUCCUUAUUUUUUAAAGAAAGGCAACUUUUUUGUACAUUAAAAUAACAUCAAAUUGAUCAGAAAUACGGUGUAGACAUUGUUAAUGUUAUAAAUUACUUUUGAAGCUGGAAACCCCAGAUUUUUAAUGGAAUAUCUACAUAGGCGUACAGAGGCCCAUUAUCAGCAACCAUCACUCCUGUGUUCCAAUGGCACGUUGUGUUAGCUAAUCCAAGUUUAUCAUUUUAAAAGGCUAAUUGAUCAUUACAAAACCCUUUUGCAAUUAUGUCAGCACAGUGGAAAACUGUUGUGCUGAUUUAAAGAAGCAAUUAAACUGGCCUUCUUUAGACUAGUUGAGUAUCUGGAGCAUCAGCAUUUGUGAGUUCGAUUACAGGCUCAAAAUGGCCAGAAACAAAGAACUUUCCUCUGAAACUCGUCAUUCUAUUCUUGUUCUGAGAAACGAUGGCUAUUCCACGUGAGAAAUUGCCAAAACACUGAAGAUCUUGUACAACACUGUGUACUACUCCCUUCACAGAAUAGCGCAAACUGUCUCUAAUCAGAAUAGAAAGAGGAGUGGGAGGCCCCGGUGAACAACUGAGCAAAAGGACAUGUACAUUAGAGUGUCUAGUUUGAGAAACCGAAGCCUCACAAGUCCUCAACUGGCAGCUUGAUUAAAUAGUACCCGCAAAACACCAGUCCCAACGUCAACAGUGAAGAGGUGACUCCGGGAUGCUGGCCUUCUAGGCAGAGUUGCAAAGAAAAAGCCAUAUCUCAGACUGGCCAAAAAAAAGAAAAGAUUAAGACGGGCAAAAGAACACAGACACUGGAGAGAGGAACUCUGCCUAGAAGGCCCGCAUCCCGGAGUGGCUUCUUCAUUGUUGACAUUGAGGCUGGUGUUUUGCGGGUACUAUUUAUUGAAGCUGCUCAAUGUACACAGUAAAGUGCGUGUUAGUCCAGGAUGAGUCUUUAUCUGCGUCUGGGAAACUGUCCUGCAAAGCCCAUUACACAUAGUUUAAUGGGUAAUAUUGGAAGAAGUACUUUCAAUACUGGAAAAUUUCCAAACAUUCUCAGAUCUUAUCUUCCUUUUUUUUCAUGUCUAAGAUGCAGAGUUUUUUUGCGUGCCGUUUUGUUAAAAAUAAUGAAAUAAAUGGCACACAGUGUUUCCUUUGAUUAUCUUCAAGGAUCAUGGCCUAAGGUAUAAAAAUAUAUUCAGUCAGACUUACAUUUGGAAUCUUUCAUAAGUGGUACUGUAUGUCUUUUUUAAAAGACUCAUCUUUCUGAAGAAUAUCUGGAGUUUCUGACAUUGUUUGAAGUUGAGAGAUCGUUUAGUGAUGUUUGGGAAAUGAUUUACAACUGAAAGUGAAAGGCACUCACAAUCACUCUCAACAGAGAGCUCUGAAGAAAUAACUUAUUCCCUACUGACAGUCAGACAGAGAUAAAUACGCUUAUUUCAAGUGAGAGAGAAAAUUGAAUUUAGAGCUGACAGCGUUUCACACAACGAGACAGACUUCUCUGUCAAAUUCCAAAUCAAACUGAAAGACAGAAAAAAAGAAAAGACACAAAGCAUGGUGGACAAAGAGACCAAAACAAGUUUCUUUUUUAUUUUGUCUACUCGUUGUAUGAAUCAUUUAGGUCAUAUAUGUGCCAAAAUAAUUUCUCCCUCUAUUGGGAAUACACUGGAAUUCCAUACAGACUGGGAUAAUCCUGUUCUGGAAAAAAGAAAGAAAAGAAAAACAGUUUAACACAUUAUUUGAAUAUAUUGGAUUUGGCAGCAAACCAAGUAAACAAUGUUGUUUGAAGAUGCACAGCUGCUUAAAUUCAACCAAGCUUUCAGCUAUGGUUUCACCUGGAGACAGCAGCCAACAGCCGCAGUUCAUUUCCCUUUGAAGCUGGGAGAUACUUCCUGAACAAUGGGUGGAAGACUGCAACGUACAAAAGAGAGAUGAUUCAGAUUCAGUCAAACUCAUUGUCCAAGUACUGAGCAUUUUUAUGUUUUACUAUAGAUGUUUAAAGGGGCAGUGCAGCUAAAACGUGAUUAUGUUUUUUUUCUCCACACUAUGAGGUCAAAAUAACACUCUGAUAUUGUGAAAAUUAUGAUCAUGCCCUUUUGUGUAAAAGCUGUUGACCCACAUCGUGAUGUCACAAUGUGAUCUGAUUAUAAUAGACCAAUGACUGUUGAUCUGGGUCAAUAAGGGUGUGGGCUCUAGACCACCUUAUCAGACAAUCAGGGCUGUGAAUGUAAAUAUUUUCAGAGUUGUCUUCAUAACACCCACACAACAAGACUGAGAAUUUCAAGGACCAACGGAGGCUCAGGGAAAUAAAUGAUAAAAUAUAUAUUUUGUUAUUUUUCUAAAAAAACAGAGAGUGAUUUAUUAGACAUACAGUGGGGCAAAAAAGUAUUUAGUCAGCCACCAAUUGGGCAAGUUCUCCCACUUAAAAAGAUGAGAGAGGCCUGUAAUUUUCAUCAUAGGUACACUUCAACUAUGACAGACAAAAUGAUAAAAUAAAUUCCAGAAAAUCACAUUGUAGGAUUUUUUAUGAAUUUAUUUGCAAAUUAUGGUGGAAAAAAAGUAUUUGGUCAACAACAAAAGUUUAUCUCAAUACCUUGAGCAUGGCUGAGGUGCACCUGUGACCAGCUCGGAAACCGGAUUGCACAGCGGAGAAGGUACGGUGGGAUUCGAAAUGGUCAGUGGUCUAAUUAUUAGCUUGGCUUUUGAAAACUUUAGAAAGGCAGGGCAGGAUGGAUAUAGGUCUAUAACAGUUUGGGUCUUAGAGUGUCACCCCCUUUGAAGAGGGGGAUGACUGCGGCAGCUUUCCAAUCUUUAGGGAUCUCGUACGAUAAGAAAGAGAGGUUGAACAGACUGGUAAUAGGGGUUGCAACAAUGGCGGCGGAUCAUUUUAGAAAGAGAGGGUCCAGAUUGUCUAGCCCAGCUGAUUUGUAAGGGUACAGGUUUUGCAGCUCUUUCAGAACAUAUGCUAUCUUGAUUUGUGUGAAGGAGAAGCUGGGGAGGCUUGGGCAAGUAGCUGCGGGGGGUGCGGAGCUGUUGGCCGGAGUUGGGGUAGCCAGGAGGAAAGCAUGGCCAGCCGUAGAGAAAUGCUUAUUGAAAUUUACGAUUAUCGUGGAUUUAUCGGUGGUGACAGUGUUACCUAGCCUCAGUGCAGUGGGCAGCUGGGAGAAGGUGCUCUUAUUUUCGAUGGACUUUACAGUGUCACAAAACUUUUUGGAGUUAGAGCUACAGGAUGCACAUUUUUAUAGAAUUGCUACUUGUGUAUUUUGCUCUAAAAUCAUUACACUAAUUGUAAAUUGUAGAAAUAGUAAUUAAAAUCCCUAUUUUGGUAUUUCAGAAGUUUAGAAGUUAAACGUAUUGCUUUUCGGCAUAAAAACCCAUCAGGCAAAUAAAAAGCUGCCAGAAAAGGUAUUUAAAAAAACAUACAUGCAGGUGUAAAUAAAAUAGGUCAGUGUUAUUCCCGGAUCCUUAGGACGUCCCUACCCUAAACCCUAACCCUAACUUUAACCCCUACCCUAACCAUAACCACAACCAUAACCCUUACCUAACCUUUACCUUAACCAUUUAAAAUGUAAACUUCAAUGGAGCAGGGACCUCCCAAGAAUUCCGGAUAGCAUAGACCAAAUAAAAUAUGACUUCGAAUUCAGAUUAUGACAUUCAACUAAGAAUACUUAACUGGCAAGAUACUGUACAUCAAAGUGGUGCCUACUUUUCCAUUGCAGGAAGGAUAUGCUAAAACGAGGAGGAAUGACCUUUAUUAAAUUACAUUCUGGCUCUGCAACAAGGCUGAUAGAGGGUGUUGAAAGCACUGUAUGAAAACUGUUUGGAUAAUUUCAAGACGGCUCUUUUAACAUGAGUGAGUCCUGACUAUGAUUAAUUAUGCUAAUAUUUACUUAGGGCCUGGUGUUACAGAAGAGCAUGAUUAAAUAGCCUUUUUGUCAUCCGUCAGCCUAGUUUUGCCUUUAAUCCUAGAUCUUCCCAAAUGCUGUGUUAGCCAACUGGAACGCUUUAAGAUGGAUGAUUUUCACUUGGACUACAUGUUGGCAUGGAAUAAGUCGCAAUCCCUCAGCUAUAGCUGUUUUGGAGUGUUACAGAAUUGUCCUCCAUCUACAUAUGCUUGCAGUACACUCAGGUUUUCUUGCAUCAUUGUGUCCCGCCACCCGCCACCCCCCACCCGCCAACCCCUCUUUUACGCUGCUUCUACUUUCUGUUAAUCAUCUAUAGAUAGUCACUUUAACUAUACCUACAUGUACAUAUUACCUCAAUUAGCCCGACAAACUGGGCCCCCGCACAUUGACUCUGCACCAGUACUGUAUAUAGCCUCGCUACUGAUAUUUCCACUGUCAUUUUACUGUUGUUUAGCUAAUACCUAUUUUUAAAUCAAAAUUGCACUGUUGGUUAGGGGCUUGUAAGUAAGAAUUUCACUGUAAGGUCUACGCCGAUUGUAUUCGGCGCACGUGACAAAUAAACCUUGAUUUGAUGUCUGCAUUGCUGCAUUUCA
Molecule: messenger RNA, 7480 nt
Organism: Salvelinus fontinalis (brook trout)
Lineage: Eukaryota; Metazoa; Chordata; Actinopteri; Salmoniformes; Salmonidae
Product: protein TUNAR-like
Exons: 3
Coding region: 910-1056 (48 amino acids)
Source: RefSeq, a predicted model, not a curated record